Molecule: messenger RNA, 2301 nt
Organism: Papaver somniferum (opium poppy)
Lineage: Eukaryota; Viridiplantae; Streptophyta; Magnoliopsida; Ranunculales; Papaveraceae
Exons: 4
Coding region: 1-2301 (766 amino acids)
Source: RefSeq, a predicted model, not a curated record
AUGGAAAAUCAAGAAAAACUUCAAGAACUUACUACUUUUGUUGCCGACAACACCACUUCAAUUAAUGAAAUCAAGGAGGAAAUUACUUCUCUGAAAUAUUCAGUAGCUGAUAUUGGUACCCAAUUGAGAAUUCUUAUUCAAUUAUCACAGAACACUCAUCAACCACCAGAUCCACAUUCCUCUGGUGAAUCUCAAGCUGAAUCUACUAAUUCUUUAUCAGAUCUUCGGCAAAUCAUCAAGACCCUAAUUCCUCACAACAAAAGUAAGUUCUCUCGCACACCUAAAGUUGAUUUUCCGAGAUUUAACGGUUCCAACCCUCGACGUUGGGCUCUUAAGUGUGACCGUUAUUUUGCAUUUCACAAAUUUCCUGAUGAGGAUCGUGUAGAUAUGGCCGCUAUACACUUUGACUCUCAGGUGGAUUCAUGGUUUACUAAUUACCAACAAGAAGCAGAAGACCAAGAACAGUUGAGCCCUGAUGACUCACCUGUUAUGUCCCCUUCCACUCCUGAAUCUCCUAUUGAGAUAUCUAUGCAUGCCUUAACAGGGAAUGUUGUUCAUGAUACAAUCAGGAUUACAGGCAUUCAUGCUUCUCCAACAGGGUCAAUGUUAGUUAAUGUGGCAAAUGGAGACAGUCUCAUAAGCCAAGGCAUAUGUCAAGACUUACAUUGGGAUCUGCAUGGCCACAAAUUUUGUUCUAAUCUAAGGGUCUUACCAUUAGGUGGUUUUGAUAUGGUAUUGGGAGCUGACUGGUUACAAAAAUUGGGAGACAUUACCUUCAACUUUGCUCAACUUAAAAUCUCAUUUAUGCAUCAUGAGAGCUACAUCACACUUCAGGGCAGUCCUUCUAAACCCUCCAUUAACAUUAUUUCUGGCUCUUCCUUCAAUAAAUUCAUCAAAGAUAACACACCAACAUUAAUUGGUCAAUUUUUUGCUAUUGCUCAUGCACUUCCUACUCCCAUACCUACUCCAGUACAAGCAAUUGUGGAUUCUUUUCCUGAUGUUUUUGCAUCACCUACUGCACUUCCUCCACAGAGAAAUUUGGACCAUAAAAUUCCUCUUAAACCAGAUUCAUUACCCACUUCACAGAAACCCUAUAUAUGUCCUUACAUUCAUAAAUCUUUAGUGGAACAACUGGUGCAAGCAAUGAUUUAUACAGGGCUUAUUCAACCUAGCAACAACCCGUUUGCUUCUUCCAUUUUACUGGUGAAAAAGAAGAAUGGGACAUGGAGAUUCUGUGUUGAUUACAGAAAGCUCAAUGAGUUGACUGUCAAGGAUAAGUUUCUCAUUCCCUUAAUUGAUGAAUUGUUGGAUGAACUCAAAGGAGCUAUUAUCUUUACCAAAACUGACUUAAGAUCUGGUUACCAUCAAGUAAGAGUCUUUGGUCCUGAUAUAUUUAAAACAGCUUUUAGAACUCACCAUGGCCAUUAUGAAUUCAAAGUCAUGCCUUUUGGCCUUACAAAUGCUCAUGGUGUAGCUGCUGACCCUGCAAAAAUAUCCGUUAUGCAAACUUGGCCACUCCCUGCCAACUUAAGGCAAUUAAGAGGAUUCUUGGGCCUUAUAGGGUACUAUAGGAGGUUUAUCAAGGGCUAUGGUAACAUAUCUAAACCACUUACAUAUAUACUUAAGAAGGAUGCAUUUCAUUGGUCUGCAGCAGCUCAGGAAGCUUUCCAGGCUCUCAAGUAUGAAAUGACAAGAGCCCUAGUAUUGGCAUUACCUGACUUUACAAAGCAAUUUAUAUUAGAAACUAAUGCAUGUGACAGAGGAGUGGGAGCAGUACUUAUGCAAGAAGGCAGACCACUUUCUUUUUUCAGUAAAGCUUUGGGUCCUAAAACAUUGGCAUUAUCCACUUAUGAGAGAGAGCUUUUAGCCAUUGUCAUGGCAGUACAAAAAUGGAGGUAUUACCUCUCUCAUAGUAAUUUUAUCAUCCAUACUGACCAUCAAAGCUUACAACAUUUAAUGAAUCAAAGACUCUCCACUACCCUACAACAUAAGUGGCUAGUUAAAUUGAUGGGCUUUGACUAUGUCAUCAAAUACAAAAAGGGCCAAGACAAUGUGGUUGUUGAUGCUCUGUCCAGACUGCCAACCAUCUCUGCAGACUGCAAUGCUCUCACAUUGAGUACUCGUCAAUGGACAAAAGAUAUCAUAUCCAGCUAUGAAUGUGACCCUGUAGCUCAACAACAAAUUUCAGCCCUACUUGUCUCUCCUCCUCAGUCCAACUUUUCUUAUUCACAUGGCAUACUGAGAUUCAAGGGAAGACUAUACAUUGGUUCAGGUAAUGAUGUUAGACACUCUAUCCUUUAA